AUUAGUAUAAAAGGCUAUUGUCCAGGUCACUCUAAUCUCGGAGAAAACAAAGUACUGAUCGCGAGUAAGAGAGACAGAGAGCUACAAGAAUCUGAAUCGCAGUUUGCUGGGUUGGUGGACGGAUUUCGCGCCGAUAACCGAGUCAUUCGGAUUGUGGGGAACCGUUGUGGUGGUGCUCCUGCGUUUUCUCUUCUUUCCGUCGAGGAAAGAGAACAUCUUGUGUUCGCUUUUUGUUAUAAACCGCCAGAACCCUUGGUAGUUUACUGAGCAAGGGAUUACAACUUUUUCCCAGCGCUUCAAAGUGAUUCUACCUUUAAGAAUCUGGGGAAAAUGAUACCUGUUUACAGAUGCAUGGACUCGUACCCCCACCAGAAAACCCAAAUGCCUUUCACUUACUAUCAUCCAGGCUUCGAAGUGGUUCCACCUCAUAUGAGGAUUGAUCCCACCAAGCCUUAUCUUGCAUAUGAAUCUUGGCCUUGUGGUCGCAACUAUAAUUACCCAAUGCCGUGGAAUUCCUGCUGUAAUCAUAACAGCUUCCCUGGUUAUUAUAAUUUUAGACCUCCUUAUCCACAUAUUCCACCAUUGUCACCAAUGCAUUGUUGUGGGGGUGAUCCUGCAUAUCAUGAAGCGUACCACCCUGUUCAUGAUGUACCUCCUCCGCACUACUCGAUGGAUCUGCCUAGAUACGAGUAUGACAAGAAUAUGCCCAGAAACUAUCAUUGCUGUGGUUGUCCUAAUCACACUCACAACCAGAAGGAAGAUAAAGGUGUGAAGAUCCAGGAGAAGGAGCCAGAUGUCGAAAGGAAAGGGAGUAAUUCUGUGGUUCCUGUUCAGAUGAAAAAAUAUCCAUAUCCAAUUGUGUGGAUUCCGCAAGAGUACAUGAAUAACGAGGAGGAUGGAGAGCCAUGCGAAUCAAAGGCUGUAGAGGCCGACAAGGUUCUGUGUGCAGUGAAGCCUCCUGAGAGUUUGAAAUCUAAUGAAUGUGAGCCAAGAGUCUGGAAUGGAUUGGUCCCUUUCGACAUGAACAAAAAUGAUUCUUUGAUGCAGGGUGGAGAUGGGAAGAGAACUCAGAAUCAGCAAAAUGAGGACAAGAUGAGGCAAUUCCCAUUUCCCAUUAUCUGGAUGCCAAACCAUGAUAAGCAGGAGGAAGCUGGAAAGGAGGACACGAAGGAGAUGGAUCCUAAGCCAGAAUCUGCCAAAGAGCCACCUUAUAUUUAUAACUCCAUCGCGGUAAAUCCUCCUCAAAGUGAUGAUUUCACAAAUUCACCUAAAGCAAAUGAAAAGAAAUUUGAGAACCAGGGUGGUUCACCGACUAUGGAGGAAAAAAUUGCCAAUCAGAAAAGCAUUCCAGUGGAGGAAAAAACUACUAAUCAGAAAAAUAUUCCAGUGAAGAAAAUGGAAUCGCAUAAGGAGGAAAGUUCUGAGGAAACUCAUAGCAGAGGAAGAUCUGUUAAUACAACGGACAAGGCUUCUGGUACCAGCAGUAAAAGGCAAUACUCAUCCCCACCAAAGACGCCCAAGUUAUCUCCUGUUUGUUUGAGAGUUGAUCCUUUGCCAAGGAAGAAAAAUGGAUAUGGCAAUUUGCAAUCUCUUAGUCCUCCUCAUCUCAAAGGACAUUCAAAUGACGCUUUCAGGGCCACCACGUCAUCAGCCUUGAAUGAGAACCCUCAUCAAGAUUCAAGAUCUCAGAAUAGUAUUUUAAACAGCGGCAAGGAGAUGGAGACAUACAGAAAGGAGAAGGUUAUUGAGAUGAUGGAAGGGAAAACCAGUAAAGACAAUGAUGGAGAGCAGGGAGGCCAGUCUCAAACUCAGAUUCCUGUUAACUUGCCAAAGGGUUCUCAAGAGGAGGUAUCAGUGAAGCCAACUGUAGAGGAAACUGGAAAACAUGGUGAAGAAUGUAAGAUUCAAGAGGAUAAAGGAGUGAGUAGGGCAGGAGAUAUCACAACUGAGGAACCAAAUGAAGCAAAGAAAGUGAACGAUUCUGCUAAGUUAGCUGGCGAUGAAGGUAAACUUGAGAAAAAGACCCUGCCUGAUGAAGAAGCUGCCAUGCGUAUUCAGUCUGCCUACCAUGGUUAUGAGGUGAGGAAACGGGAGCCAUUGAAGAAACUGAAGCAAAUAGCUGAAGUUCGUCAUCAGAUGCUUGAUGUUCGAAAUCGUAUUCAAAUUCUAGAGUCGUCUUCUGAUCUCCAAAUAGACAACAAGCAAAUUGCAGUAAUUGGAGAAACCAUAAUGCGGCUUCUGCUAAAACUGGAUACAAUUCAGGGCUUGCACCCAACCGUUAGAGAUAUUAGAAAAUCCUUGGCGAAGGAGCUUGUAACCCUACAUGAGAAGCUGGAUUCUCUGAUGAUUAAGUUGUCUGAAGAAGCUAUCGAGGAGGCAUCGACCUCGGAGCAUAUGGAACAGCAUCCUGUUGAGACCCACAGUGGUUCUUGCAUGCAAGAGGAGGGAACAGAUGCAGCAGCAGAACCUGGGGAAAGCACUUUUGAUAAAAACUGCAAUAGUAAUCAAGAAUUGAUGGAGUCACAUGAAAGUUUGCUUCUUGACACGACCACUUUGUCCUGCUCCCAAAUGGAGAAAAAUUUGGGGUCUCCAUUUGCCAACAAGGAGGGGAAUGAGAAAUCUGAAGUUGAAAAUAGAAGUCUACCGGUGGCAAGUGGUGUCCUACCCAAAGAGGCUGGGCUACAGAAAAAUAUGGAGCAAAUUGAUGAGGUGGUUAAUGUUGAGCUUGAUAUUAGUCAAGUGGAGCCGAAAAAUAUAGAAAAGGAGAAUACCCUAUAUUCUGAGCUUGAACAUUCCACUGAACUUCCUUUGUUUGGAGAAGACCAGUUUAAAUCUGAGGGACGGAUUAUGAGAACAUCAUCUGAUGUUGAUUGUCCCUUUCAUGGUAUUCCUGUACAGGAGAUGGAAGAGCUGCUGCACGGUGUAACUGAUGCGAAGCCUCCUGUUUUUGAGUCUGAGAAGGAUGAACAAGUCAGAUUGGUGACUAAUGAAGUCCAAGAGAGUGGAGUGGAAUCCAAUGUGUCUAGUGAUGUCGCUUUGUCUGCCAAAGUUGAUGAUCUGAUGACAACUAAUGAAGGACCAGAGGCUGAUCAGUUAGAAGAAUUACCAGAGAGAGUAAUUGAAGAAGGCCCUGCAGUUUCCGAUUUUAAGAAGCAUGAACAAGUUGAAGUUGAUGGAGGGAGGAAAUGCGAUGUGGCACUUAAUGUGACUUCACCAAAUGAUGAAACUCAAGUUGUAACUCAAUUUGAGCAGCAGGCACUCGAAGUCCCUCAGGAGGAGCAGAUUAUUGUUGAAUCUCCAGAUUCAACUCUUGAAGUAGCAGUGGAGCCACCGUCAGAGUGCUUGGUUGUCUCUGAGUCGGCAGAACCCCAGCCUAUCAUCUCAGUAGUUGAGACAGAAGGCCGCGGUGAAGUGCCUGGAGAUUUAUUUGGAGGAGUAAAUGAUGUUAACUAUACUUGCUCCCCUGUACUGGCAGAUACAGGGGUUACUACAGAGACAGAAGUGCCAAAUUUUGAAAAUAGAGAUGAUCAUGACGAGCAGCCUGUGGCAAUCAGAGAGGAGAAUAAAGCGGCACCAGAGGCAGGAGAAGAAAGCCAGGAUGAAGUUGAGAUUGACCAGACUAAUGGAUCUGAAACUGUCAAGGAGGAUGAGGCUCCACUGCAUGUGGAGAAGGUUGAAGUGGAAAAGGUAUGUGUUGAUGAACACGACUUAGGUUUGGGAAGUGAUAAAAGGCUUGUUGAAGAGAAUGAGAAAUUGAAGGAGAUAAUGGAGAGGUUGAUGGAAGCAGGAAAAGAGCAGCUGACUGUUAUAUCCAACCUGAAUGCAAGAGUGAAAGACUUGGAGAAAAAGUUGUCUAGGAGGAAAAAACUGAGGGCAAGACAGUACGGACCAUCUAGAUCUUGUGUCAAACCUGUAAAUAAACCCCUGAAGGAGAGGGGUGUUGGUGUUGCAAUGUAAACCAAUUGUGCAUGGUUGAGUUAUAUUGUAUCCUAAACCUGUCAUGUUUUUAUAUUUGUUAGUGGUGUAUCAUAUUUUCCCAUCAUAAUUUGUUGGUUUUAUGAUAUUUAA
Molecule: messenger RNA, 4068 nt
Organism: Corylus avellana
Lineage: Eukaryota; Viridiplantae; Streptophyta; Magnoliopsida; Fagales; Betulaceae
Gene: BAG6
Product: BCL-2-associated athanogene 6
Biological process (GO): protein folding
Cellular component (GO): plasmodesma
Molecular function (GO): protein-folding chaperone binding
Source: RefSeq, a predicted model, not a curated record